AUGCCGGACAAGGAGAAUGUGGCGCCGACGUCUACCAAGCCGCGCGCCCGCUUAUAUGGCGGCACACCGCAGACAGCCGAUCGCCUCAUCAAACCAUUCAAAUGCCCUGGAAGCAAUACGCCUACUCGAGCAUCGGAGAAGUCUGCGCGAAAGCGACGGAAUGUCGACUAUACCGGCACGGAUGCCAGCGAAGAUGCAGACAAGCCAUACACUAAUGAUGACCGCCUCGCUCUGGCCACUCGAGAUGUCAAUCGCUUUCCUGUGUUCAAGCCCAAACAUAAAGACUCCGCCUUCCGAUCACGAUUUCUGGUGCCAUUGAAGAAUAAGGAUACCACGCAAUACAACGCCAAUCGACCUCCACCGCUGCUGGGUCUGCGUCAAGGCCAGGUCUUCGUCGCGAAACCUCUGCACGAUCCCGCAGGCGAGUUUGCCAUUGUCCUUUUCGAUCCGACCGUAGAUGGAAAGCCACAGCCGAAAGUGCUCGAGAAUGGGGAGAUCGUGCCUUCACAGGAAGAGCCGAAGGAGCACGCGCCGAGGAUGGAAGAGCCUCUCAUGCACAAGAGCUUAGCGGACAUUCUCGGCAUCAAAAAGAAAGUGGAUACUGAGAGGCCCAAGGUGCCUGUAGUCAUUGACCCGCGACUGGCGCAAAAGCUACGACCUCACCAAGUGGAAGGCGUGAAGUUCUUGUACAAAUGCACUACUGGCCUCAUCGACAGCAACGCCGAAGGAUGUAUAAUGGCAGACGAGAUGGGUCUCGGCAAGACGCUACAAUGCAUCACCUUGAUGUGGACUUUGCUCAAGCAGUCACCCGACGCUGGAAAGAGCACAAUACAAAAGUGCAUCGUAGCAUGUCCUUCCAGUCUGGUGCGCAAUUGGGCCAAUGAGCUGGUCAAAUGGCUCGGGCCUGAUGCCAUAACUCCAUUUGCAUGCGAUGGCAAAGCAUCGAAAGAAGAGCUGACGCAGCAGAUGCGUUCUUGGGCAUCAGCGACGGGUCGUGCUGUCGUCAGACCUGUGCUCAUCGUUUCUUACGAGACCUUGAGACUUUAUGUGGACGAGUUGCGAAAUGCACCGAUCGGCCUAAUGCUGUGCGACGAAGGCCACCGUCUCAAGAAUGCUGAGAGUCAGACUUUCGAGGCGCUGACAGGCCUCAAUGUGAAGAAACGUGUGAUUCUGUCAGGAACGCCUAUCCAGAACGACUUGUCAGAAUACUUUGCUCUCCUCGACUUCGCAAACCCAGGCUAUCUAGGCACGCGACAGGAAUUCAGAAAGCAGUAUGAGAUCCCUAUCCUCCGCGGACGCGACGCCGACGGCACAGAUGCCGACAGACAGAAGGGCGAUGAGCGGCUAAAAGAACUUUUAAUCCUCGUCAACAAGUUCAUCAUUCGACGCACCAACGACAUCCUCUCCAAAUAUCUGCCUGUGAAAUACGAGCAUGUCGUCUUCUGCAAUCUAGCGCCCUUCCAGCUGGAUUUGUACAACUACUUCAUCAAGUCACCAGAGAUUCAAAGCUUGCUUCGUGGCAAGGGCAGCCAGCCUUUAAAAGCCAUUGGCCUCCUCAAGAAGCUUUGCAACCAUCCAGAUCUGCUCAAUCUGCCGGACGACCUACCAGGCUGCGAAGAGCACUUCCCGGCAGACUUUGUGCCCAAAGACGCGCGUGGGCGUGACCGAGAUGUCAAGCCAUGGUACUCGGGCAAGAUGCAAGUGCUAGAUCGUAUGUUGGCGCGCAUCCGACAAGACACGAAUGACAAGAUCGUGCUCAUCUCGAACUAUACUCAGACGCUGGACGUGUUUGAGAAGCUGUGCCGCAAUCGGAGCUAUGGCUGCCUACGUCUUGACGGAACCAUGAAUGUCAAUAAGCGACAGAAGCUGGUCGACAAGUUCAAUGACCCUGAGGGUGACGAGUUCGUCUUUCUGCUGUCCUCUAAGGCUGGUGGCUGUGGUCUCAACCUGAUUGGCGCCAACCGGUUGGUACUGUUCGAUCCUGAUUGGAACCCUGCUGCGGACCAGCAAGCAUUGGCUCGAGUGUGGCGUGAUGGGCAGAAGAAAGAUUGCUUUGUGUAUCGAUUCAUUGCAACCGGUACGAUUGAAGAAAAGAUAUUCCAACGUCAAUCGCAUAAGCAGUCGCUGUCAUCUUGCGUUGUUGACUCUGCAGAAGAUGUCGAGCGUCAUUUCAGCUUGGACUCCUUACGAGAACUGUUUCAAUACAGACCUGGCACGACCAGCGACACGCAUGACACUUUCAAGUGCAAGCGAUGCAAAGAUGGACGGCAGUAUAUUAAGGCUCCGGCCAUGAUGUAUGGCGACACCAGUUCUUGGAACCAUUUUAUCAAUGAAGGCGACAAAGGUGCGAUGUGUCGCAUACAAGAUUUGUUGCUGAGGCAAGAGACCAAUGAGAAGGACGUCAGUGCAGUGUUUCAAUACAUCAGUCACUGAGGGAAUAAAUUGUGAGAUGGUGAUCACGACGAAAUGCGCAAUGAAUGUACAAAUAUAUAUUUCUUCGAAGAGACCUUGUCUCGUCGCCAGCCUGAGGCAUGAACUUUCC
Messenger RNA from Pseudocercospora fijiensis CIRAD86, 2542 nucleotides. RefSeq lists its product as uncharacterized. NCBI's taxonomy places the organism in Eukaryota, Fungi, Ascomycota, Dothideomycetes, Mycosphaerellales, Mycosphaerellaceae. The coding region runs from base 1 to 2433 and encodes 810 amino acids. Gene Ontology annotation, cellular component: nucleus. Gene Ontology annotation, molecular function: ATP-dependent chromatin remodeler activity; ATP binding; hydrolase activity, acting on acid anhydrides. The transcript has a single exon. Gene Ontology annotation, biological process: reciprocal meiotic recombination; double-strand break repair via synthesis-dependent strand annealing. The record is from RefSeq and is a predicted model, not a curated record.